Tuber melanosporum (Perigord truffle) is the source of this 1482-nucleotide messenger RNA. RefSeq lists its product as uncharacterized. Gene Ontology annotation, biological process: regulation of transcription by RNA polymerase II. The record is from RefSeq and is a predicted model, not a curated record. Gene Ontology annotation, cellular component: nucleus. Gene Ontology annotation, molecular function: RNA polymerase II cis-regulatory region sequence-specific DNA binding; DNA-binding transcription factor activity, RNA polymerase II-specific. Lineage: Eukaryota; Fungi; Ascomycota; Pezizomycetes; Pezizales; Tuberaceae. The coding region runs from base 1 to 1482 and encodes 493 amino acids. The transcript has a single exon.
AUGGUCGCGUCAAGUUCUCCGCUAAGAGCUGCCUUCCCCCUGGAAGAGUGUGGAGAACACAACUUGCAUCAAGAAAACGGGAUCCCUGGUUCCCUCCCAACCCCGCCACAUACCGGACAGCUACAGUCUGUAAGCACGUUCGAUCUCGCACCUCUACCCCACCCGAACUUUGUAAGCAUGGCAGCAGUCAGUAUGAGCUCUGAGAGUGAGGGGGAGUCAUACUACUCUCCUGUAUCCUCAGCCAUGUCACCAGCAUUUUCUUCAGUUCCAUCCACCCCAGAAAUGAAGCACACUGCUCUCUAUAAAAGUGCCAAUGCCAAUGCCAUGCCAACAGUUCCCGAAAAUUCAACACCCUCAAUUAGUAGCCUCCCGGUAUUAGAUCUUCCCCAAUUGGCCCCUGCUCCUCGUCACGUUCCUGGGACCCCUUCGCCAGUGCGGGCCCGGGUACCGGCACCCCAACUUACCCAGUCACUCGGAGCAAAGUCUUCUGGCAUCACAAUGGAGGAGAUCUCAAGCUUCAUCUCUGGCCCUGAUCAAGACGGCAAGUGGCUUUGCCUCUUCCCGGAGUGUAAAAAGAGGUUCGGAAGGAAAGAGAACAUCAAGUCACAUGUUCAAACCCACCUUGGAGAUAGACAAUAUAGAUGCGAGGCCUGCAAGAAGUGUUUCGUGAGACAGCAUGACUUGAAGAGACAUUCCAAGAUCCACACGGGAGUCAAGCCAUACCCCUGCUUGUGCGGCAAUUCAUUUGCAAGGCACGAUGCACUAACACGGCAUAGACAGAGAGGGAUGUGCGUUGGCGCGUUUGAGGGCAUUGUGAAGAAGGUGGUAAAGAGAGGAAGACCCCGCAAGAAGCCCCUUCCGGAGGAUGACCAAAAGUUGAAAGUGGAGGAAACUUCCGACAGCUCGGCAGCGGAUGGAUCACCAGGAUCCUCGAAUCCUCAGACACCAUAUGAGCUCCCAGACUUUGGUAGCCCGCUUCCCCAGACCCCAUCGCCUCAUACCCCGAUCCUUGGCGAGGAAGAGGAGGCAACACCUCGUUGUAGAGGGGGCUCAUCAGAUUUUCUCACCCAGCCCACAGGAUCGCGGGGCUGUUCCCCCCCAACCUCUCCAAGUGAUGAGUAUGACUUCGAGUCAUUUGUCUCACCGCUCUCACCCUCGUCAAAUGGGAAUUCCGUUGGGUCCAGUUCACUGGCCGAAAGUGACUUUGUGCCCCCGUAUGGACCCCUCGCGAUAAAUACGACAGCUGCAACGACAGAGCAGGUAGUAGGAGCUUCUAUGAAGAAGUUUGGCGUCGGAUCAUUCGGCUCCCUAGAUGAGUACGCAUCCUCAUCUGGCGCGGAAGAGUUCGGCUUAUUUUCUCAGGAUGGCAUGGAUAUGCUCGGCCUAACGACACUAGAGAGAGACCCGAGCAUAUUGAACUUUGACGACAUGUACACCAAACCCGAAUUUAUGGCCAACGCUGAAAAUAGCAGUUUUUACUGA